Molecule: messenger RNA, 2130 nt
Organism: Paramisgurnus dabryanus
Lineage: Eukaryota; Metazoa; Chordata; Actinopteri; Cypriniformes; Cobitidae
Gene: comta
Product: catechol-O-methyltransferase a
Biological process (GO): dopamine metabolic process; developmental process; catecholamine catabolic process
Molecular function (GO): catechol O-methyltransferase activity
Source: RefSeq, a predicted model, not a curated record
GUUUGAAGAAUUCGUGUGAGGGAUUAAUUAAAGCACGAUUGGCUCAAAGAGGAUUAAAAUCUCAGCCCAGCUGACUCAGUGUGACCUGCAGCUGUACAGUGCUCUCUACACAUAUCAAGACAAACCAGGAGAGCGAGUUUGAAAGAGAGCAAAUAGAGGGGAGGGGAGAGAGGUAGAGAGAGAAAGAGGUAAAGAGAGAGACCAACAAAAAGGACUUUGUCACAGAAAAGCAAUAAGCAUCGGAGUACAAGGGAAAAGGGAAGCUCAUCCGUGUGUUUAUGUGAAGGAAUCUACAAUAGAAAGAUGGUGUUGGAUGUGUUGGCCGUAUGUGUGGUUUUAGCUGCUGUCCUGUAUGUUCUGUAUUACUUCCUCAUCCCUGCAGCUGUGCAAUCCAAUGGCACGCUGGCCCUCAUCUGGCAUGAUGUCAUCAACCAACGAUUCCUUAACAUCCUGACGGGAUCUUCACGGCCUGAGCGCAUGCUAAAAGCUGUUCAGAAGAAGGCCACGAAAGGCGACCCGCAGAGUGUCAUCGAGGCUAUUGACUACCACUGCAGGCACACAGAAUGGGCUAUGAAUGUAGGCGAUGAGAAAGGGCCCAUAUUGGAUUCAGUGGUGAGUGAGGUGAAUCCCAGCACGACUCUGGAGCUCGGCACAUACUGCGGAUAUUCCACACUUCGUAUCGCUCGGCUGCUCUCUCCUGGCUCUAAACUCAUUACUGUUGAAUUCAACCCGGCCUACGCCACCAUCGCACGCCAGAUCAUCGCCCACGCCGGCCUUCAGGACAAGGUUACUUUACUGGAGGGAGCCUCCGGUGAUUUGAUCCCCAAAAUCAAGGAACGAUUUGGAAUAACAUCUUUUGACUUGAUCUUUUUGGACCACUGGAAAGAUCGUUACCUUCCAGAUAUUAAACUUCUGGAGGACUGUGGUCUACUCAAGAAAGGCUCUGUCCUACUCGCAGACAAUGUCAUUUGUCCUGGAACUCCAGAAUAUUUGGAAUACGUCAGGAACAGCCCACGGUAUAAGAGCCAAUACUACCGCUCACACCUGGAGUACACCAAAGUGGAAGAUGGCCUGGAGAAAUCAGUUUUCUUAGGAUAAAAUAAAUCUUCAUUUAGUAGUAGAUGACCAAUUAUGUUGGUAGAUCUUGACAUUGCAACACGUUAAAAAACAAACAAGAUUUUUUUCAAAUGCACCAAAACAUUUGAAUCUUGUGAUAGGACAACACAAACAGAUUUGUGACCCUGCCUGUAAAAACGGCAAAGUCAUUUACUGUUUUCUACAUAAAAUCAUCCUAAAGAUCAUUCUGUGAAAAUAUAACCUUGAUAUCUUUAAUACUAAGUUCACAUCAAAGACGUGUAAUUAAUGGUUGUAAUUUUCUUUAGCCUGGUUUCACAGGCAGGGUCACAUUUAGUCACAUUAAGGGGCGUUUUCCCGGACCGUGUUUAGAUUAAUCCAGGACUAGGCAUUAGAUAAAUUAGGACAGUGGUUAUCAAACUUUUUCAGUGAGCCCCCCUUGUCUACAGCACAUUCCUUCGCAGCCCCCCAAAGAAAAUUUAUGACAAAACCAAUUCUAAAAUGUAAAAUUUUACAAAACAUUUUAAAUCAUACAGUGCUGUUGGUUACUAGCCUUAUUUUUUAGGUUUAUUAUACAGAAUUCAUGAUAAAUUAAUGUAUAUUUUAUAAAAUUUCAUAAAACUGGGGCCCCCUGGCACCAUCUCGCGGCCCCCCUGAGAACCACUGUAUUCGGACAUUUAAGUAGUUUUUAAUAAGUGCAUCUUGAGCCAAAACAACAGCACGUAUAUGUCAAUGCAAAGUGUUUUUAAAUUAAGCAUGCAUUGUAAUCUGGGACUAGGAUAAACUCUGUCUAGGAAGUGUUUGAAUAUCUUUUAUGCAACAUAUUUAAUUAACUAGAUUUUAAUUUGCACCCCUAUAGUAACACUUAAGAUAAAAUAGAUGUUUUUUUUUUAACAGCGAUUGUAUUGUUUGAUACAGCUGGGACAUUUCAUCUAUUAAAUAUGGACAUAACCAUGCCUGUUUUCUGAGCACAGAAUGUCCCAUGAAGUCCUUUAUAUUGAUGUGACUGUAUUUUAAUAAAUAAAAAUAAAAGACGUGAAAUGUGUGUUGACAACA